AUGGAACAGGUCCAAGUCUUUGGGUUGCGGCCGGAAAAUUUGAGAAAUUGUUUACUGGAGUGGUUGAAAAGUGGUACGGGCGCAGGUGAAAUAGUGGAGAAGGCAUUUGCAGAAUUGGAAAAAUGCAGUAAGCCAUCUCCAAACUUAGGAGCAGGGCUGCAGAAGAGUGGUGAAGUAGAUGAAGGUGCCUAUGUGCUGGUACUGCUCGACAGUGAGGCUAUGGUAGCUGGGAACAAUGGUGGAGUGGGGUUAGUUACGCCAAACAGACUGCUCGAUAGUGAGAUUGUGGUAGCUAGGAAAGAUUUUAGUGUGUGGUUGGUUACGCCAAAAAAGGGGCUCCACGGUGAGGCUGUGGUAGCUGGGAAUGAUACUGGAGUGGAUAAUGAAACUGUGGUAGCUAGGAAAGGUGCCGGAGUACUGGAGUUGGUUCCGCCAAAGAGACUACUCGACAGUGAGGCUGUGGUAGCUGGGAACAAUGCUGGUGUGGGGUUGGUUACGCCAAAGAGACUGCUCAAUGGUAAAACUGCGGUAGUUGGGAAAGAUGCGGAGUGGAGCUGGUUCCGCCAAAGAGACUGCUCGAUGGUGAGGCUAUGGUAG
This is a messenger RNA of Dovyalis caffra, 597 nucleotides long. The record is from the annotation of a GenBank genome assembly. NCBI's taxonomy places the organism in Eukaryota, Viridiplantae, Streptophyta, Magnoliopsida, Malpighiales, Salicaceae.